AUGAGGGCUGGUGUUGAUGUCUUUGCUCUUGACUAUGAUGCUAUUAUUGCUGCCAUGUAUGCAUUGACUGUUAGUGCCGAGGGAGACUGUUACCUGUGUGUGCCGCCUGACCCAGGUAUAGAGCCUGCUGCCCUGGGUACUAGUGAGUCUGCUCUCUCUGGUAUGGUGCCCCCUGUACUUGCUCCCCCCAGUGCUGUCCCGGCUGGUUUCGAGUCUGCUCUCUCAGGUACAGCACCCACACAGACUCCUCUCUCAGGUACCGCACCGGCUGAGGCCUGUCACACCUUCACCCUUGACUCAGUCCUUGCCCAGUCCACCACUGUCCUCCCUUGUCCGGCGGUUCCGUCUGGCUCGUUGUCGGGUUUCCACCUCCCCUCGUUCUCGACGAACCUGGUGAGCAACGCUGUCCUCCAGGAUCAGUGGGUUGACACCUUUACCCCUGGCGGACAGCGUGUGGCGAUCUGCACGUGCUCCAGGACCGGCCGUCACCUGGCUACGUUCACCCGUCGGCCGGGGUCGAGUCUCUACACACUGACCACUGCGUCUCCCCAGGUAGCUGCUGUCGGUCAGGUGUCUGCGUCAGGUCUGGUGGCCCACGCCUGUGAGUGUCGUUCCCUGUCGCACCAGACUCUUCUCUGGCACCACCGCCUGGGUCACCCCUCCUUGCCACGCCUUCGUGGCAUGCACCGUCGCCUCCUUGUGUCCGGUCUUCCCAGGUCCCUCCCUCCCCUCCCUGCCUCGCCUGCGCCGCCUUGCCUUCCUUGCGUCGAGGGGCGGCAGCGCGCCGCUCCUCACUCCUCCUCGUUCCCCCCGACAGAGGCUCCUCUGGAGACCCUCCACCUGGACGUGUGGGGCCCAGCCCGCGUUCGUGGUCAGGGCGGUGAGCGGUAUUUUUUGCUGGUUGUCGACGACUACUCGCGUUACACCACGGUCUUCCCCUUGCGCACCAAGGGUGAGGUCCCUGCUGUUCUGAUCCCUUGGAUCCGCACGGUUCGUCUCCAGCUCCGCCGCCGUUUCCGGACGGAUCUUCCUGUCCUGCGUCUGCACUCUGACAGAGGUGGUGAGUUUUCCUCCGACCUCUUGAGGACCUUCUGUCAGGCGGAGGGCAUCGAGCAGACCUUCACGCUUCCGGACUCCCCACAGCAGAAUGGGGUUGCUGAGCGUCGCAUUGGCCUGGUCAUGGAGGUCGCUCGUACCUCCUUGGUCCACGCGGCGGCUCCCCAUUUUCUGUGGCCGUUUGCUGUCCGGUACGCCGCGCAUCAGCUCAACCUCUGGCCCCGUGUCUCCUUGCCGGAGACCUCGCCCACACUGCGUUGGACGGGGGAGGUUGGCGAUGCGUCGCGCUUCCGGGUGUGGGGUGCUCGUGCCCUUGUCCGCGAUACGUCUGCGGACAAGCUCUCCUCCCGCACGCUUCCCUGUGUCUUCCUUGGCUUUGUCCCUGACGCGCCUGGCUGGCAGUUUUACCACCCCACCUCGCGCCGGGUCUUCGCCUCUCAGGAUGUCACCUUUGACGAGUCGGUGUCUCUCAGGUAG
Molecule: messenger RNA, 1533 nt
Organism: Closterium sp. Yama58-4
Lineage: Eukaryota; Viridiplantae; Streptophyta; Zygnematophyceae; Desmidiales; Closteriaceae
Source: the annotation of a GenBank genome assembly